Messenger RNA from Xiphias gladius (swordfish), 3306 nucleotides. RefSeq names its product solute carrier family 1 member 6 (gene slc1a6). Gene Ontology annotation, biological process: L-glutamate transmembrane transport. Gene Ontology annotation, cellular component: plasma membrane. Gene Ontology annotation, molecular function: glutamate:sodium symporter activity; L-glutamate transmembrane transporter activity; neutral L-amino acid transmembrane transporter activity. The transcript has 10 exons. NCBI's taxonomy places the organism in Eukaryota, Metazoa, Chordata, Actinopteri, Istiophoriformes, Xiphiidae. The record is from RefSeq and is a predicted model, not a curated record. The coding region runs from base 40 to 1728 and encodes 562 amino acids.
CACGAGACGUGCCUCCUUGACCAGGUGCUCGAGCUGAUUAUGAACGAGAAGCCCCCCACCAGUGCGAGUCUUUUCCUAAACGAGGACUUGGACAAACCCCCCUUGCCAGAGAAAAGAGACUUAAGGAGGCGUUUACGCAGGGCAAUGGAGAGGAGAGCCAGCGGCAUGAAGGAGAGGAUAAGCUCCAUCAGCAGGGACCGCGUCAGAGGUUUCCUCAAGAGUAACCUGUUCGUUCUGUUCACUGUCGCAGCUGUGGCUCUAGGUGUAAUCCUGGGCUUUGCUCUACGCCCCCACAACCUGUCCCUGAGGGAGAUCAAGUACUUUGCCUUUCCUGGGGAGCUCCUAAUGAGAAUGCUGCAGAUGCUGGUGCUGCCUCUCAUCAUCUCCAGUCUGGUCACAGGUAUUUCCUCCUUGGACAGCAAAGCAUCAGGAAAAAUGGGUGUUCGCGCUGUGGUCUACUACAUGGUGACCACCCUGAUUGCUGUGUUCAUCGGCAUUGUCAUAGUGAUAAUCAUCCGGCCGGGGAAAGGCAACAGAGAUAGUCCUGUGGCCAACAGUGGAAACAUUGAACCAGUUCAGGCUGCUGAUGCUUUUCUGGAUCUCAUCAGGAACAUGUUUCCCCCCAAUCUGGUAGAAGCGUGUUUCAAGCAGUAUAAAACUGUGUACAAGAAGAUUGUUCAUACAAGGAACGUGACAGUGACCCUGAACCUCACCAACUCUCUCAACGUGACAGAGCCUAACCUGAGUGCGAACCUCAGCAGGGUGCUGCACACCAUACAGGAGACAGUUGAGGAGACGGUCCCUGUGUCCGGCUCCUCUGGUGGAGUGAACGCUCUGGGUCUGGUGGUCUUCUCCAUGUGCUUUGGUCUGGUCAUUGGCAACAUGAAGCAGCAGGGCCAGGCCCUCAAGGACUUCUUUGACUGCCUGAACGAAGCCAUCAUGAGGCUCGUGGCCAUCAUCAUCUGGUACGCGCCAGUGGGCAUCAUGUUCCUGAUUGCAGGGAAGAUUGUAGAGAUGAAGGAUCUGGCAGAGGUGGGCGGUCAACUGGGGAUGUACACUGUGUCUGUCAUUGUGGGUCUCCUGAUCCAUGGCCUCUUUGUCUUGCCACUGCUUUACUUCCUGGUGACCAGGAGGAAUCCCUACAGCUUCAUUGGUGGCCUGCUGCAGGCACUCAUUACGGCUCUGGGAACCUCAUCCAGCUCUGCUACCCUGCCUAUCACCUUCCGCUGUCUGGAGGAGAACAACCAUGUGGAUAAAAGAGUGACACGUUUCGUCCUCCCUGUGGGCGCCACCAUCAACAUGGAUGGCACUGCCCUUUAUGAAGCUGUGGCAGCCAUCUUCAUCGCUCAAGUCAAUGACAUGGACCUUAACUUUGGCCAGAUUCUCACCAUCAGUAUCACAGCAACUGCUGCCAGCAUCGGAGCAGCAGGCAUCCCUCAGGCUGGCCUGGUUACCAUGGUGAUCGUAUUGACAUCGGUGGGACUGCCCACAGAGGACAUAACACUGAUCAUCGCUGUGGAUUGGUUCUUGGACCGCUUGCGUACCACCACCAACGUGUUGGGUGAUUCACUCGGGGCCGGCAUUGUGGAGCACCUUUCACGUGGAGAGCUGCAGAAUCAGGAUGCUGAGGUGCGCAACUCUGUAAUCGAGGAAAAUGAGAAGCCCUACCAGCUCAUCUGCCAGGAAAACAACUCUCUCAACCACCGCAACAGUGAGACCACAAUGUGAAAACAUAACCACACCCAAAAGGGUUUUAUGUACCAAAAGCAUUUCAGCUAGAAGGUUGACUUGAAAUGGGGCAGGGAGGAUUUUAGAGAAAAAAUUGUUUUGGGUCGACUCGGCCGGUGUUUGGGGUUCCCAGAGUGUCCUAAACUCUCGUCUUACCUUCAAAUACAAAAAGUUUUCUGGGAAACAAGGCAAUAUAAUGCCUGGCCUUGGGCUGCUUGGUGAGUUUAGGAACAGUUACAUAUCUACUGCUAACAAUCUAUCUCAGUGCCAGUUAUUUGGGGUCAUUUCAAAUAGUUCAAGUGUCAAAUAAAGCUGAAAGUCAUUAUAAAAACAUUUUCAGGUUAAUCAAGUUUUUGAAGAUUUAUAUAAUUUAUGAUCUAUACAGUCAGAGAGUCAUAAAACGUCCUACCAGCAUCAGUGUAAGAAUACACAGUAUUAUUAGCGAGAAACACCACCAUAUAUCCAAUGUUGUGAUUAUGUAAAUCUUCAUCAGCAUUUCUGCUGCAUGACGUAAUACAAUCUUUGCAAAUACUUAUUUUUUGUCAUAUUCACACAUCGUGACUACCUCUGAUAGGACUUUUAGAUAUGGACCUUCUACAGCACUACACACAAAUACUCAAUUACUCAAUGGAGCAUAUCAACAGGAUGUAAAUACAUCAACCAAUUGUUUUAGGUCCCAUAUUCAAGCUUGAAAUAUUUUUUAUGUUAUUUAAGUUUGCUCGCACAAAACACUGGACUAUGGUGGGAAGAAGAAUCUUUGCUACUUAUUAUUUUAAGGUUGAUAUAUUUAGGGUGACUUGGUUGAAUGUUUUACACUCAUGGCUUUAUUAUAAAUAUUAUAUUUGCAAGUAAUUCAUGUAUUUCUUUGGUGCUUUUGCUUGUAAACUAUGGACACAGGACUGUACUGCUACACACUAAUUUUAGAGUAUCAACUUCACUGUUAAUUUUCUCUCUCUCUCUUUUUUUUUAAAAAGAGGGAAAUAUCAAACAACAUAAUGAUCAAUCUUUGUUCCUUUUUCCCCGUUAAAAGUUCUUGGUUUUUCCAUGUUAAGGUUUGUUUUUAUCUUACUUUGGAUCUUUUUGUUUUUUUAAACUACUGACGAGAAGUUUCAAGACAAUUACAAAACAUUUUGUUGUCUGUCACAACAGUGUGCUUUAACAUCAGUACACCAUUACACCUGCCCAUCUGUGUUUUCUGCAUUAUACUAUCAACUAAACAUGUAAUUUGAUUUUGUUAUAUUUUGACUGGAAUAAUAUAUUGAAAGCUAAUCACUGAUUUAUUUUUAUUGUUUUGUGAACAGGUACUGUGAAGAAAUUUUGUGAAUGCUUUCAGGAAUUGAAUGUACAGUUGUUGUUUUUUUGCUUUUUGGUGUUGAUUGUUUUAGAGGAAAGUGUUGUGCAUAAUUAUGAAAGGUGAAAAGGUAUAUAAUAGUUUAAUUGAAAGCUCUUAUGACUUUGUGACAUGUUUAUGCUCAUUAAGAGGUUUGACCUUAAUUUUGAUGCUUGAUGUUAUUUCCGUAAAAAUGUUAUUUCUAAAGAAAGAGCAGCUCAGCAUUUUUGAUGGAAAGCUUAUAAAAA